AUGAAUAUAUUGCAAGAUAAAAAGCGCUCUAAGACCCUGAAAAGCACAUCUGAUAAAAUCGCAAAAUAUUGGCAAGCCAAGAGAAGAACAAAUAUGAUAAGUAGACGGUUUUUCCAAACAAAUGGCAAAAAAAUUGCCUUUGCAUUUGAUAUUGAUGGCGUUUUAUUCAGGGGCAAGAAGCCUGUUCCAGGUGCUAGCGACUCAUUGAAACUAUUGAGCGAUAACAAGAUUCCAUAUAUCUUGUUGACUAAUGGUGGUGGGCUCUCUGAGAAGGCACGCACAGAGUUUAUCUCGAGCAAAUUGGACGUUGACGUGUCACCUUUGCAAAUCAUCCAAAGCCAUACCCCGUAUAAGUCCCUUGUUAAUAAAUAUUCAAGAAUCUUGGCUGUUGGUUCGCCUACAGUAAGAAAGGUUGCAGAAGGCUACGGAUUUCAAGAUGUAGUUCACCAGACCGACAUUGUGAGAUAUAACAGAGAUAUUGCGCCAUUUAGUGGGCUGUCUGACGAACAAUUACAGGAGUACUCUAGAGAGAUUCCAGAUUUAACCACUAAGAAAUUCGAUGCCGUCCUGGUGUUCAAUGAUCCUCAUGACUGGGCUGCUGAUAUACAGAUCAUUUCAGAUGCAAUUAAUAGUGAAAAUGGGAUGUUAAAUACCUUGAGAAGUAAGAAAGGUGGCAAACCUUCCAUCCCCAUUUACUUUUCAAACGAGGAUUUGCUAUGGGCCAAUCCUUAUAAAUUGAACAGAUUUGGUCAAGGUGCCUUCCGUCUGCUAGUUAGAAGACUUUACUCUGAGAUAAAUGGUGAACCUCUGCAAGAUUAUACUUUGGGUAAACCGACAAAGUUAACUUAUGAUUUUGCGCAUCACGUUCUCAUUGAUUGGGAAAAAAGAUUGAGCGGAAAGAUAGCUCAAUCUGUUAAUCGGAAACUACCUCUUUUAGGCAUUAAACCUUCAUCUUCACCGUUCCACUCGGUUUUCAUGGUAGGCGAUAACCCUGCAAGUGAUAUCAUUGGUGCUCAGAAUUAUGGCUGGAAUAGUUGUUUAGUAAAGACAGGUGUUUAUAAGGAUGGUGACGACUUAAAAGAAUGUAAACCUACGAUGAUUGUGGAUGAUGUGUAUAAGGCUGUUACUAAAACACUGGAAGAAUACGCAUAA
Molecule: messenger RNA, 1152 nt
Organism: Saccharomyces kudriavzevii IFO 1802
Lineage: Eukaryota; Fungi; Ascomycota; Saccharomycetes; Saccharomycetales; Saccharomycetaceae
Exons: 1
Coding region: 1-1152 (383 amino acids)
Biological process (GO): glycerophospholipid biosynthetic process
Cellular component (GO): mitochondrion
Source: RefSeq, a predicted model, not a curated record